AUGGUUAAUAAAGCAUCAAAUGACUCAAAGCUUCGAUAUAGUAAUGAAUGGAGAAAUAUCGAACCAUUAGCAAUCCAGGUAUCAGAAUUAAUUUCCAAAGCACCAUUGCCAGCCCAUAAUGGCUUAUAUUCUACAUCAUCAGUUAAUUCGAGAACAAAUAAUAAUUUAACAUCAUAUGACGAGGUUGAAAAAGGAUUCAGGGUCCAUGAGGAAGAUGAGGCAGUCGAAUUAAACGAAUCAUUAAAUGAAUUUAACAAUGAAAGAGGGGUUGGUGUUGGUUUUGACAAUAGUGAUGUUGGCGAGGCUCAAGAAGAAGAUGAUGACAAUAACAAGAAUAUGGAAUUUAAAUUCGAUUUGGAUUUGACUACAAUUAAUGUAAUGGACUAUAUCGAUGACUUUGAAAAGAAAUUAUUGGAAUAUUCAGAAAAAUAA
Molecule: messenger RNA, 432 nt
Organism: Dictyostelium purpureum
Lineage: Eukaryota; Evosea; Eumycetozoa; Dictyosteliales; Dictyosteliaceae
Exons: 2
Coding region: 1-432 (143 amino acids)
Source: RefSeq, a predicted model, not a curated record